Molecule: messenger RNA, 1392 nt
Organism: Pelecanus crispus (Dalmatian pelican)
Lineage: Eukaryota; Metazoa; Chordata; Aves; Pelecaniformes; Pelecanidae
Source: RefSeq, a predicted model, not a curated record
AUCUUUCAAGUUGCAUAUGUCAUCAUCAAAGCUGCUAAUGCUCCACGACCUGGAAACUGGAUUUUGGAACGCUCCAUAGAUGGCACAGAGUUCAGACCAUGGCAGUACUAUGCAAUUAGCGAUACCGAAUGUUUAACACGUUAUAAUAUUACGCCAAGAAUCGGGCCGCCAACUUACAAGAGAGAUGAUGAAGUGAUCUGCACCUCCUAUUAUUCCAGACUAGUCCCCCUGGAACAUGGAGAGAUUCACACAUCACUGAUCAACGGUAGGCCUAGUGCUGAUGAUCCUUCACAAAAGCUCUUGGAGUUUACUUCUGCACGAUACAUCCGCCUACGACUGCAGCGUAUUAGAACCCUUAAUGCUGACCUCAUGACUCUGAGCCAUAAUGAUCCUAAAGAACUAGACCCCAUUGUUACCAGAAGGUACUACUAUUCAAUAAAGGACAUCUCUGUUGGUGGCAUGUGUAUUUGUUAUGGCCAUGCUCGAAGCUGCCCUCUGGAUGAAACCACAAAGAAAUUGCAGUGCCAGUGUGAACACAACACAUGUGGAGAGAGCUGUAACAAGUGCUGUCCGGGCUACCACCAGAAACCUUGGAGACCAGGAACCAUUUCUGCUGGGAACAAAUGUGAGAAGUGCAACUGUCAUAACAAAGCAGAAGAUUGUUAUUACAAUCAGAGUAUUGCAGAUCAGAAAAGGAGCAUGGAUAUUCAUGGCCAGUAUAUAGGAGGUGGCGUGUGUUUAAACUGUACUCAACAUACUACUGGGAUCAACUGUGAAAUGUGUGCUGAUGGAUAUUUUAGACCACACAAAGUUUCUCCCUAUGAGGAUCACCCCUGCUAUCCCUGUGGGUGUGACCAGGUCGGCUCUCUAAGUUCUGACUGCAUUAAAGAUGAGCACCAUUCUGACUCACAGCGUGGGACUUGGCCAGGUCAGUGUCAAUGCAGAGAAGGUUACACAGGUGAAAAAUGUGAUCGUUGUGCAUUUGGGUAUCGGGGCUAUCCAAACUGCCUGCGUUGUAACUGCAGCCUGAUUGGUAGCAUUAAUGAAGAUCCGUGCACAGAACCUUGUCUUUGCAAAGAAAAUGUAGAAGGUGAAAACUGUGAUCUCUGUAAACCAGGAUUCUACAAUUUGCAAGAAAGAAAUCCUCAGGGCUGCACGGAGUGUUUCUGCUUUGGGGUUUCUGAUGUCUGUGACAGCCUAACAUGGCCCAUCAGUCAGAUAUCAGACAUGACUGGAUGGCUUGUUACUGAUCUGUAUAAUGCAAGGAGUGUGCAACCUCAGCGGAGCCAAUUUGAUGGACCUCGUCAAAUAAGUAUUAACCACACUGAGGCUGUGAAAGUACUGAAACAUACUUAUUACUGGUCAGCACCUGAGACAUAUCUAGGAAAUAAA